AUGCCAUUUCAACUUUUCCAAGAGCUACAUCAGCAAUUCCAAGAGCUAUGUCAGCAGCUUAUGCUCUCCAGAAACAUGCAACUUCUUUCCUUUGCUUACAUGACAGUGGCUUCGUCAUUACAAGAUUUUCCUUUGGCAGACUCUAAUUCUUCAUCUUCCUCGUCAUCCUCUUCGAAAGAUGACUCUAUUGCCACACUGAUUCAACAGGAUCAAGACGAAUGCUAUGAGAUUAUUAAUUCAGUGAGGCCAGAGAUAGUUAAGCGAUUCAAGAUGCGACGAGAACUUUUUCUUUAUAUCCUUAAUGAUGUCAAAGCUUAUGGUUGUUUGGGGUUGUUUUUUAUACAAAAGAUGAUAACUGUUGUUCGUAUACUCGCAUAUGGUUGUGCAACUGAUCACUAUGAUGAGUAUAUUAAAAUCGGCGAGAGCACUGCCAUUAAAUGCUUAAAGGCAUUUUGUAAUGCUAUUGUUGCUGUGUAUGUAGAGGAGUAUAUGUGCCCACCCAACGAAGCCGACAUAACACGGCUGCUUGAAGAAGGGGAGCAGAGAAGGUUUCUAGGUAUGCUUGGUUCUAUUGACUGUAUGCACUGGGAGUGGAAGAAUUGCCCAGUGGAGUGGCACGGCACACAUAGGGGAUGCUAUGGUAAUAAUACUCUCAUAUUGGAAGCAAUUGCCUCACAAGAUUUGUGGAUCUGA
Cornus florida is the source of this 693-nucleotide messenger RNA. RefSeq lists its product as uncharacterized. The transcript is spliced from 3 exons. The coding region runs from base 1 to 693 and encodes 230 amino acids. The record is from RefSeq and is a predicted model, not a curated record. Lineage: Eukaryota; Viridiplantae; Streptophyta; Magnoliopsida; Cornales; Cornaceae.